AUGUUCACAAAGAUAACUAAAAGAGAGAGAUCAGAUGAGCUGGUUAUACAAGAGACAAAGAGACAGCAGACCGGGUUAGGAGAAACGCUUAAACUCCAAAUAGCUACCCUUGUCAAUAUCAUUCCAGGUAAAGAACAAAAAAUUGCUAUAUACAAUAAGCCUGUUACUACAAUUGGUAGAAGUAGAUCAUGUGACAUUAUUCUUCGUGAGCCUGAUAUUUCUACUGUCCAUUGUGAAUUGAAUUUAAUUAAUAUGAAUGUGGAUGGCAUAGAGAGACAAUUGUUGAAUAUAAUAGAUAGAAGUAGAAACGGUACCUUUAUUAAUGGGAAUAGAUUGGUAAGGAAGGAUUGUAUUUUGAAGAAUGGUGAUAAAGUUGUCUUUGGUAAAAGUUGUUCUUUUCUUUUCAAAUAUCCUUCCUUUAGUGAGACUUUAGAUCAAACUUUCCAAAGUAAUAAUGUCACAGAGAAAUCGCAAGUUAAAAUUGAUUCUGUCAAUGAAAAUGUUGGGAACUCAACUGAUGAAAAUAUUUUGAUUCCAAGUCAAAAGGAUGACACUGUUUUCAAAAAACCACAGUUUGCAUUUACAAGUAGUCAGAAUGCCGCAUUUAAGAUUAUGAAAACUAAGCCAAAAUCUGUAUUCGAUAAAUAUAUUCUAGGUAAAGAUUUAGGUUCUGGUCAUUAUGCUAUUGUUAAGGAAGGCAAAAAUAAAAAGACGGGUCAAACAGUAGCUAUCAAAAUCUUCCAUCCACAAAAAAAUGAUGAUCAAAAGAAAAGUAAACAAUUUAGAGAAGAAACAAGUAUCCUUAUGAGUAUACAUCAUCCAAAUAUUGUUAACCUACUAGACAGUUUUGUAGAACCCUUAAGUAAAUCGCAGAUUCAAAAGUAUUUAGUACUUGAAAAGGUUGAUGAUGGUGAAUUGUUUGAUCGAGUUGUUAAAAAGACUUGUUUAAGACAAGAUGAAUCAAAGGCACUUUUCAAGCAAAUUAUAACUGGUUUAAAAUACCUACAUGGUCAGAACAUUAUUCAUAGAGAUAUCAAACCAGAAAACAUUCUUUUAAAUAUUACUAAGAGAACCUCACCAGAUCAAAAACAAUUAGGGCCAUGGGACCCAGACGAAAUCGACAUCCAAGUUAAGAUUGCUGAUUUUGGAUUAGCCAAAUUCACUGGGGAAUUGCAAUUCACUAAUACAUUAUGUGGUACUCCAUCAUAUGUAGCUCCAGAAGUGCUAACAAAGAAAGGGUAUACCUCAAAAGUUGAUUUAUGGAGUGCAGGUGUUAUUUUGUAUGUCUGUUUAUGUGGAUUCCCACCUUUCAGUGAUCAAUUGGGUCCUCCAUCAUUAAAAGAACAAAUCUUGCAAGCUAAGUACGCAUUUUAUUCACCUUAUUGGGACAAUAUUGACGAUACUAUUCUUCAUCUAAUAUCAAACUUGUUAGUUCUUGAUCCAGAAAAAAGAUAUGAUGUUGACGAUGUUUUGGCCCAUCCUUGGUUUAAAGAUGUACGGAAUGCAGAAGUUGCUACUGAUAUGAAACGUUUGCAAUUAUCUGAAAAUCAAUUGCCCAAAACAUAUACAGAACUUUCGUGUUUAUAG
Molecule: messenger RNA, 1587 nt
Organism: Arxiozyma heterogenica
Lineage: Eukaryota; Fungi; Ascomycota; Saccharomycetes; Saccharomycetales; Saccharomycetaceae
Gene: DUN1
Product: serine/threonine protein kinase DUN1
Exons: 1
Coding region: 1-1587 (528 amino acids)
Biological process (GO): protein phosphorylation
Molecular function (GO): ATP binding; protein binding; protein kinase activity
Source: RefSeq, a predicted model, not a curated record